AUGGUGGAUAUGGAUAGAAACGACCCGGAGCUCCGGUACCUGUCGGUGGAUCGGAACAGUUUCAAUGACCCGGCAACACAGGCAGAAUGGACCCAAAAGCGGCUUGUAUGGGUUCCGCAUGAAACCCAAGGAUUUGUGGCCGCAGGGAUCAAAGGCGAUCGCGGAGAUGAAGUGGAAGUGGAAAUCGCGGAGUCCGGGAAGCGAAUUCUGGUGCCAAUUGAUGAUAUCCAGAAGAUGAACCCUCCUAAAUUUGACAAAGUUGAGGACAUGGCUGAGCUAACAUGCCUCAAUGAAGCAUCGGUGCUGCAUAACAUCAAGGACAGAUACUACUCAGGACUUAUAUAUAUUCCUAAUCCCUUAAAGCUAGUCUCCAGACCCCAACAUGACCCAUAA
Messenger RNA from Pieris macdunnoughi, 393 nucleotides. The record is from the annotation of a GenBank genome assembly. NCBI's taxonomy places the organism in Eukaryota, Metazoa, Arthropoda, Insecta, Lepidoptera, Pieridae.